Sipha flava (yellow sugarcane aphid) is the source of this 1871-nucleotide messenger RNA. RefSeq names its product tRNA (uracil(54)-C(5))-methyltransferase homolog-B-like. The record is from RefSeq and is a predicted model, not a curated record. Gene Ontology annotation, molecular function: RNA methyltransferase activity. Bases 423 to 1817 code for a protein of 464 amino acids. The transcript has 8 exons. Gene Ontology annotation, biological process: RNA processing. Lineage: Eukaryota; Metazoa; Arthropoda; Insecta; Hemiptera; Aphididae.
ACAAUCAAUGUAAAAAACGACACGGACAAACAAAACAAUAAGACUUCUAAUCAAGAAAAUGUAUAAACAUGGUACUAAUCAUUACUAUACUCAAUAUUAACAUAAAUACAUAUGUAAAAUAUUCAUUAUUUUACCAUACACAUGUCUUCACUGUAUAAUAACUCGGGAGUCAUGGUCGAGGUAUAUUAAUAUAUAUAUAAUUAUAUAUCUUUAAUUGUGAUUAGAUAGUAUUUAUCUAUUUUUAUCUAUAUUAAUGCUAUUUAGUGUUUUGAUAAGGCUGAGGGAUGAUUAAAUAAAGGAGUUAUUAAAGUAAAUUGUUUUUCGCUUUUCAUUGUAUUUAAAUAUUUAAUGUUUAUUUAUUAUAUCGAGUUAAGUUUUAACGGCUUACGUAUUAGCAUAUCUGUCUUAAGAAUUGUAUUAUCAUGGUUUUAUUGAAAAAAAUUUCGUCUUGGUGCUUUAAUAACAUUCAUGAAAUAUUAAACAAAAGACUUGGAGCAAUUUGUAUCCUGACUCAUAAUCAGAUAAAAAUUCGUAAAAAGAGUUCAGUUUUAAUGAAUGAAGUCAAUGAGCCUAUUUUUGAACUCACUGAAGACACACAAUUUCAAGCAUUAGAAAAUGCUGUAACACCGCUAUGUCGAAUCCCAUAUGAUAAACAAUUAAAUUUUAAACAACAGUGGACUAACAGAAUUAGCAGAGAAAUUCGAAGUCGAGUACACAAUUUAAAAACACCUAUUAGACUACCCAAAGUCUAUCCCAUUUCUCCAGCACCACAGAUAAACAAAUACCGUAAUAAAGAUGAAUUUAAUUUCCGACCGGGUAUAGAUGGUAACCCUAAAACUCUUGGAUUCUUUGUGAGUGAUCCUAAAGGAAAUAUUUAUUGUAUUCCUACCAUGAAGCUAAUAAAUAUGAAAGAAUCACAUAAGAAUAUUGCUCAAGUUUUUGAAAAGUUUGUUAGAUUAUCUGAAUUACCUGUUAGUCAUGAUCAUCUGGAUGGUGGCUUUUGGAGAGGAAUUGUUGUGCGAAGUAAUGUAAAAGGAGAUAUAAUGGCUAUAGUAAUUGCCAAUCCUAGGGGCUAUACUAAUGAAAUCAUGUUAAAUGAACAAUUUAAAUUUAAUGAUUAUUUAAAAUGUAAUGACAUAGAUAUUCAUUCAUUAUAUUUUCAUCCUAGUUUACAUACAAGGAGUUCAAAAGAUUCGACUUUUAUCCUUGUUGAUGGCGAUAAGUUCAUAUAUGAAAAUUUAUGUGGGCUUAAGUUUAGAAUAUCUCCAGAUUCAUUUUUUCAAAUCAAUACUUCAGCGGCCAAAAUUUUAUAUGAUCAAUUAUUCAAAUUAACUUCUUUAUCAAAAACAUCAACACUACUUGAUUUGUGUUCAGGCACUGGUGCUGUAAGUUUAAUUGGCAGUGAACAUUUCCAAUCUUGUGUUGGUAUUGAAUCUGUAGCACAGGCUGUCAAUGACGCUAAAGAAAAUGCAAAAAUUAAUAAUAUUCACAAUUGUGAUUUUAUAGAGGGAAAAGUAGAAAUAGUUUUGAAUCAAGUUUUAAAUGAAUUAAGCAUGAGCAAUGAAUUAUGUGCAGUUUUAAAUCCAGGUCGUGCAGGAGUGCAUCCUAGGGUAAUUAAUGCUAUUAGAAAAAAUCGAUUAAUCAAUAGUCUGGUGUAUGUAUCAUGUAAAGCUGAUAGUCCAAUAACUAUGAAAAACAUUGUAGAUUUAUUAAGGAAUGAUAAUAAAACUGCCCCUUUUAUUUUAGAAUCAAUUAAACCAGUUGACAUGUUUCCUCAUACUAAACAUUGUGAAUUGAUGUUAAUGUUUAAGCGUUAGAAUUAUUAUAAAAUUAAUUGUUUUAUAUUAUAAUGUAUAUUAUAUUUAUAUUUA